GUUUGCUAGUCCACCCCAGAAAAAGUAUCACCAGAAAGAGUUAUUACUGACCAGCAAGAUAUUGGAUUAUUCUGCCUUUAUUAAGGCUAACUUGAAUUCUAGUUCUCAAUAUUUAACAUUAUUUACCGAAUCAGGAUAUUCAACACAACAAGACUCUUGA
Molecule: messenger RNA, 160 nt
Organism: Racocetra fulgida
Lineage: Eukaryota; Fungi; Glomeromycota; Glomeromycetes; Diversisporales; Gigasporaceae
Source: the annotation of a GenBank genome assembly